Psylliodes chrysocephalus is the source of this 2784-nucleotide messenger RNA. The record is from the annotation of a GenBank genome assembly. NCBI's taxonomy places the organism in Eukaryota, Metazoa, Arthropoda, Insecta, Coleoptera, Chrysomelidae.
CAUUUAAAAAUAUAAAUGUUUUGCGUUUGUGUUUGUAGAGAACGGUUAUUUUUUAGUUAUUUGUUUUUUUUUUAAAACUUUUUUAUUAUAUUACUUUAACAAAUAGUACAAAAGGUUUGUGUUUAACGAAAACAGUUUUUGAAUGUUUAUAGUAUAUCAAGCUUGGUUUGAGAACUAUUUUUAAAUAUUUUAGCAUUUGUGUAAAAUGAUGGAAACUUCAACUCCACUGCCUUCUGAAUUAAGAAGAAGAACAUUAUUAAAUAAUGCCCAGAAUACUGCUUCACCACUGAGGAAAUCCAUGAAUGUUUCGGUUCUAAACAAUUCAAUAAUAGAAGCUUCAGACGACGAUGCAGAACGAGCCGAUAGAAGAAAUCAGUUCCAAAUACAAAAGCGAUUGAGUUCGAUUAACACACCUAAACAAACUAAUUUAAGCGAAUCCUUCAUCAAUGAACAAUUUGUGAUGUACACUCAUUUAUAUACUGAAAACAAAAUUACUGUGAAAAAUGCUUGGAAAUUACAAAUUAUCGAUAUUCUCAAGCCUUUGUGCCAAAAACAUGGACAAAAUGUUCUACAAGUUGCAAGUACUUCUAUUGAUAUCAGUGCCAAAGUAUAUGGUAUAAGAGUAGAUGAUGUUCAUUCAGAGGGCCUAAAGUUAGCCAGUAAUAUGGCAAGAGUAUCUGAGGACGCAGUCCCUGCAGGAAAUGAUGAUGCCGAAUCUGGGGAUGAACAAGAUGGCGGACGUCCGUCAGAAAAAGCAAAAAAGAAGAAAAAGACAAAGGUUAAUACUGGAGUGAAAACUACAGUUGCUAAAAACCCUAAAUCUAAUCUGGGAAAAUUGUCAAACUUAGAACCGACCGAUUUUACGACAAGGGUUAAUGCGGAUACUGGCACCAUAGAUAAUCUUUUCAGUAACAUUUUAAAAGAAUCUUCAAGUUCUUUUAUAUUAUUAGAUGCCUCAAAGAAAUUCUUGGAAACUUCUGACAGUAUCGUCAAAAAUGAUGAGAGAAUGCCAUUAAAUAAUGUACUAUUACCACUCAAGCAUUGUAGUGUGAAUGCUCCAUUACAUGAUUUUAUAGUGAACCAGUGGGAUCCAGAGCAAGAAAUAGAUUUAUUAAAUGCAGACAAGUCGGUGCUCUCACAAAUACAACCAGUGGUAUUUGAUGAUAAUGGUUUCCCAAUUCCAGAACUUGAUGGUUCCGUUCAGGAUUGUUUUGAAAAUAAUGAUGCAGAUGUGGAAAUGGAUAAUCUUGCUGAUGAUGAUCAUGUUAUUGAAAUACGACACGCUGAACAUUUAGCGUCAGAAUUCCGCGGUUCCGUUACGCACGUUGUUGACUUCAGACCCACGGAAAAUACCAUGCAUUCUUCAGAGUAUUCCUUCAAUUCGAUAAUAACGAAUCCCGACGGAAAAUACAUAGAUCAAAUUUGGGCGGGUCCAAGUCAUUGGAAGCUCAAAUGUUUACGGAGAUCGACUCCCCGAUUUUCUGGCCAAAUCGUGCAAGAAAAACAAAAGAGACAGAAAAAGAAACCUGAAAUGAUUGAUUUUACUGAAGAACCUGGAGUAAUUGAUUUUAUAAAAAGAUCUGCUUCAAAGAAGAGAUCGACUAUAGAUCUUGACAAAAUAACGCUUCCUCUCAUGGACCAGUCUUGUGCGAGAAUAAUGACAAAUAUAAAGGAAUUAAUAUUAAAGCACGGAGUUUGUCCUGUGGAAAAGACGGACAAACCUAUCACCGAUACAGAAGAGUUGGAAGUUAAUCCAUACAAUUAUGAAAAUGAAAAUGAUUCUUUAUACUGUUCUCAAUCACAACCUCAUGACAACUUGGAAGCUGAUGAUAAUGUUGAAGAAGACGAAGGAUUCAUCAAUCAAGAAGUGGGAAAUUUGGCAGAAAAUUUGGUUGAUAAUCCUGAAAUGGUACCAAAUACUUACAUUCACUAUGCCCAGAAAUCUAAACAAAUAGAUAUGAGAAAAUUAAAGAAGGCUAUUUGGAUGAGACUGACAGGUUGUAAAACGGCUAAUUCUGAGGUACAACAAAACGUCCAAGUGAUACCCCAGAAUUUUUCGAAUUUGUACAAGUCGCUGCCAGAAUUACUUGGACAAAAGGAAAAACAAGAAAUGUCUUGUCCGUUAGCGUUUGUGGCGCUACUACAUCUGUGCAAUGAGCAAAAUCUGCAGUUGACUCAACUCCCAGGAUACAAAGAUUGUCUGAUCAAGGGACCUGUUGUAUCAUAGUAAUCUUCAAAUAUCAUAAUUGUAAAUAAUUUAAAUUUUAAUUGUAUUGUAAUGUUUAUCAAAUAUGUAUAUUUUUAUAUUUAAAACAAAUAUAGUAUAAUAUGGUACUUUAUACAGAUUUUAUUGUAUUUUUUAGAAUUGUACGUAGUUAGUUAGCAAACAUUUUAACUGCUUAGAUUUGUAUAUUUUCUUUUUGGUUGGGUAACCAGUGAUAUUUUUUUCAGUCAUUAAUAUUUUGUACAACAUGAAAAUACUUUGCUGCAGACGCAUCAGUGGUGGAGCUCCCAAUGACGGGGUCUUAAAAAGUCGUUGUAGAUAAUUAACUUGACAAAAGCUUUGAUAGCUCAGAUCGUUAGCACUCAAUUUUAGAUUUCACCAUUCGAGUUCAGUGCCCAGUAAAAGCAAUCAAACAUUCCAUGUUCUACAAGGUAAGAAUGAAAGACACAUUUGUAAUUUUACCUUGCGCAAAUAAAACACCUAAAAGUAUCACUAGCUCCAUAACCAUUUUAAUUCAAGAUAUCUGUACAGUUCUUUUUUAUUAAACUCGACUCGUGUUA